This is a messenger RNA of Cygnus atratus (black swan), 3170 nucleotides long. RefSeq names its product thrombomodulin (gene THBD). Gene Ontology annotation, biological process: cell migration. Gene Ontology annotation, cellular component: external side of plasma membrane; membrane; extracellular matrix. NCBI's taxonomy places the organism in Eukaryota, Metazoa, Chordata, Aves, Anseriformes, Anatidae. The record is from RefSeq and is a predicted model, not a curated record. The coding region runs from base 48 to 1706 and encodes 552 amino acids. The transcript has a single exon. Gene Ontology annotation, molecular function: calcium ion binding; transmembrane signaling receptor activity; extracellular matrix protein binding.
GGCGGCGGCGGGGCCAUGCCAGAGAUUUGCCGUGCCGGCCGGCCGCCAUGCGGCGGCUCCCGCUGCUGCUGCUGCCGCUGCUGGCCGGACUGCGGCCGGCGCCGGGCGAGCCGGAGCCGGCGGAGGCCGCCCCGUCGGGGGCGCAGUGCCUGGAGCACGACUGCUUCGCCGUCUUCUGGGCGCCGCUGCCCUUCGCCGCCGCCAGCGCCGCCUGCGAGCGGCACGGCGGGCACCUGAUGACCGUGCGCUCCACCGUGGCCGAGGACGCCAUCGCGCUGCUGCUGCAGAACCGCGGCGGGCGGCUGUGGCUGGGGCUGCGGCUGGCCACCCCCUGCACCGAGCCGGCGCAGCGGCUGCGCGGCUUCCAGUGGGUGACGGGCGACAGCCGCACCGACUACGCCAACUGGCAGCCGUCGGGGCGCAGCUGCGGCAGCCGCUGCGCCACCGUGUCGCGGGAGCUGCGCUGGGAGGAGCGCGGCUGCGAGGAGCCGGCCGACGGCUUCCUCUGCGAGUACAACUAUCCCGACAGCUGCCCGCGCCUGCCGCCCGCAGACGGGCUGCCCGCCGCCUACCGCACGCCCUUCGGCGUCCGCGGCGGGGACUUCCUGGCGCUGCCCCCCGGCAGCACGGCGCUCAUCCCGGCGCUGGGGCUGGAGCUGCGCUGCGCGGCCGCGAGCGGCGGCGGGGGGCUGCGCUGGGGCCGCGCCGAGCCCGGCGCCUGGCCCUGCCGCCUGGCCGGCGGCGGCUGCGAGGGGAGCUGCGCCGAGCCUGGGGGGCGGCCGAGCUGCUCCUGCCCCGCCGGCAAGGCGCUGGGCCCCGACGGCCGCGGCUGCGCCUCGCCCUGCGCCGGGGCACCCUGCCAGCACCACUGCGUGCCCAACGGCGACACCUUCCUCUGCAUGUGCGAGGCCGGCUACCAGCUGGCCCCCGACAGGAGCAGCUGCGAGGACGUGGACGACUGCGCCGUGUCGCCGGGGCUGUGCGAGCAGGCCUGCCUCAACACCGAGGGCGGCUUUGAGUGCCGCUGCCACCACGGCUACGAGAUGGUGGAGGGGCGCUGCCAGCCCGUCUCCAGCUGCUACGCGGCGCCCUGCGAGCACCGCUGCGAGGAUGUGCCUGGCGGCUACCGCUGCAGCUGCAUGCCUGGCUAUGCAGUCCACCCACAGGAGCCCGCCCGCUGUGUGCUGUACUGCGACCGCAGCCAGUGCCCAGCCGAGUGCAACUCGAACACCCACUCCUGCUACUGCCCCGAGGGCUUUGUGCUGGACGAGGCCUCCAGCAACGACACAGUCUUCUGCGUCGACAUCGAUGAGUGCGAGAUGGACUUCUGUGACCACAACUGCACCAACCAGCCCGGCAGCUACGCCUGCCACUGCACCGACGGCUAUGUGCUCGUCGACAGGAACCACUGCCAGGAAACCCAGACGGAGGACGGCGGGGGCUCCUCAGGAGACUUCGAGCUCUGGACGCCCGUCCCCAGCCGCGGCCCACCAAAAAUGGAGCACCUGCACCCCGGUGCGCUGGUGGGCAUUGCCAUGGGCGUCCUGUGUGCGGCCCUGGUGCUGCUGGCCGUUGGGUACCAUCUGGCCAAGAAGCGCUGCCGGCCGCCCACCUCCAUGGAUUACAAGUGUGGCAGCCCCCACGAGAAGGAGAUGGGACUUCAGCAGGUGACCACGGGCUGUGCUGCCUCUGGCCAGAAACUGUAGGGAGACCGGGUGGGACGGAGUGAGAGGGAGGUGAACUGGAACUGGGUAAAGUUUAUUUUCAACUCCCCUUCCCCCCCCGGUUUUGUAAUGAUAAAGAGAAUUCAGGAGAAGCUGUGAUCACCCCCUCCACCAGAAAAUAUGUGCUGCUUUUCAGCCAGCUCUCGUGAACGUGUGCCACAGUGAGCGGGGAGGGCUCAGGGUGCGCUGCCGCGCGGUUCCCGUUUCUGCUCCCUUUCCUGAGCCCGCGGGCAGGGAGGCUCCAGAGGGGAGCUCUGCUGGAGGAGCAGCCCCGCUUGGACCUGAGUUGAGCUCGAUACGCCUUGCCACGGGGUGAGAGCACGCGCCCAGCAACUGCCUUGAGGACCUUGGGCUGUGGGAGGUCGUCUCGCCUGAAUUUUUCCUCUUCUCGGCCAGAGAGCGCUGCAGGCUGGGGAUGAAGGCUUGUCCAGGGUGAAGAGGAGCUGGGAUGCUCCAGCUUUUGUCUAGAUUUGGUUUAGUGUUUUAAAACUGAUAAAUGGUGGGAGAAGGAGCAUGGGUCUUUUGGUCAGUACUUUGCCUGCCCUCUGUGCCUCCGUCAUCCUCAUCGGCAGAAAUUUUAUUGCUUUUUUUCUCUUCCCCAUUUUUUGCGUAUGUAUCUCUGCGCAGCUGAGCACUUUUCUAGUAAAAUCACUAGGGGCAGCAGGCACCCUGCUGGGUGUCAUCGUGGGGCAGGGGGGGAACGCUAAUUUCUCUUCCCUUUUACCAUUUUGGGGCUUUUGGGGGGUGCAGAGGUUAAAAGGGGAUACUGAGAAUGCCAGGGUAAUUUUUUCCAUGCUAGGGAGGGUCGUUUUCAGUGCCAUGAGACCGUGCCUUGUGUUCUCCGCACGUCUUCCGUCGUUUUCUGCCGCUGCUGGAUUAAACUGCUUGUUACAGAGCAACUUAACCCACCCCUCCCGUCCGCAAGCUUUUUUCCUGAUUUUUUUUUUUCCCCCCCCCUUAGUUUUAGUCCAGGGCUGAAUCUAAUUCAUGUCGAAGUUCAACGGCAAAACUUCCUUGUGGCGUUUGCAGGAGCAGGAUCCGACAUGGAGCUGGAGGAAGAUCCAGGGGAAGUGCUCUGUGGGGUUUUCCUGGGGGGUGAGAUCAGGGGCCGUGCCGCUGGGGCUGGCGGUGCGGGUCCAGGAGCUGGGCUGGGGUGAGCGAUGGAGCCGGUGCUGAGGGCUUUGGGCCCCGUUUUGGGGCUGGGAGUUUGGGGUCAGGGCUGGAGGGGCUGUGCCCCCCAGGGAUGGAGCUCCAUCACUGAGACAAACACCAGCUGCGCGCUGCGUGAACUGUUGCUUUCCUCGUGUAAAUGGUUGACCCCGCUAUUUUAUAGACCCAGCACGUGUGUAAAUAUUUAUUUAUUGGAAAUGUACCCUACGCAAUGCACAAUCACGUUGUGAUAUUGUGUGUAGACCAAUAAAGCUUUUACCGUCUCGUUUAUAGAAA